AUGGCAAAGAUGAAACCAUUAGUAAUGUUGCUGAUCAUGUGCGUCGUGUUCAUGGGAGCUCUCAUUGAGGUAUCAACGGCCACCGAUUACACCUUAACGUGGUCGAUGACGAGCAACGCAAAGGCGUGGGGCGAGAGCCAAAAAUUCACCAUGGGCGACACUAUAACGUUCGUGUACCAGCCGUUCCACGACGUGCUGGAGGUGUCGGAGUCGGCGUACGAGUCGUGCUCAGCCGUCAACCCGCUGUCCGCCUACACGGGGGGCCGCACCACCAUCGCGCUGACCGCCCCCGGCCCCCGCUACUUCAUAUGCGGAGUCCAGGGCCACUGCCCCCUCAUGAAGCUCGCCAUCAACGUCGCCUCCUCUUCCUCUCCUCCCCCCACCUCCUCCUCCUCCUCCUCCUCCUCCCUC
Messenger RNA from Ananas comosus (pineapple), 411 nucleotides. RefSeq names its product uclacyanin 1-like. Gene Ontology annotation, molecular function: electron transfer activity. Gene Ontology annotation, cellular component: plasma membrane. NCBI's taxonomy places the organism in Eukaryota, Viridiplantae, Streptophyta, Magnoliopsida, Poales, Bromeliaceae. The record is from RefSeq and is a predicted model, not a curated record. The transcript has 3 exons. The annotation marks the transcript as partial.